Messenger RNA from Phlebotomus argentipes, 1195 nucleotides. RefSeq names its product plancitoxin-1 (gene DNaseII). Gene Ontology annotation, molecular function: deoxyribonuclease II activity. The transcript has a single exon. Bases 49 to 1155 code for a protein of 368 amino acids. Lineage: Eukaryota; Metazoa; Arthropoda; Insecta; Diptera; Psychodidae. Gene Ontology annotation, biological process: apoptotic DNA fragmentation. The record is from RefSeq and is a predicted model, not a curated record.
CACAAAGUGGAGCUUUACUGUGUUCGCUGUGAUCGCAUACCGUUUGCAAUGUACCGAGUUCUUGGAGUGGUUUUCGCGUUUUUCGUGUUCUGCGCACUCCUGGAAGCUGGCCAGGCCGCCCUGUCCUGCAGAAAUGACCAGGGUGAGCCCAUCGAUUGGUAUAAUCUGUAUAAGUUGCCCAAGAAAAUUUCAACGGGAGUGCAUUUCCUCGCACUGACGGAGAACGACAAUGACUGGCGACUUUCAGAGGAGCCCAUCGAUGAUCCCCAGAGUAUUCCUGGUCGCACGCUGUCACAGCUCACGGAUCAGCAUCUCGUGCUCAUGUACAACGACGAGCCACCCGAGGGAGCGACAGACGGCACAAGAGGACACACAAAGGGCGUAGUUGCAACGGACGGAGAAACGGGAUUCUGGCUUAUUCACUCGGUACCCAAGUUCCCCAGCAAAUUAGGCCUUGACUACACUUUCCCAAAGACUGGAACAAUUUAUGGGCAGAGUUUCCUCUGCGUAACGUUCAAUUCCACCGAAAUGGACACCAUAGGAUUGCAAUUGCACAUGAACGAGCCCCAUUUCUACGAGAUCAACAUUCCAGAGGCUCUCAAAGGCUCAUUCCCGAACCUCGUAAAGGCGUCAGACAUGAAGAUGGUCAGCGAUCCGCCGUAUUGGCGCCUGGAACAGAUCAAAUCCAAAGAAGGCAAUGCAUUCAGUAGCUUCGCAAAGAGCGCCAAAUUCAAGAAAGAACUCUACAUGGACUGGGUGGCUCCGGUUCUGGGCUCUUCCCUCGUGGUGGAAUCCUGGCUUCAUGGUCCAGGCCGACUGGAGACCAAUUGCUCCAUUCCAUUUCCCAUUCUGAACCUCAGGGAUGUUAUGGUGCAUGUACAGAAGCAACGCACUAAUUUCCGCUCUUUGGACGAUCACUCCAAGUGGGCCGUGGCACUUGAAAACAAUAAGGAUUGGAUUUGCGUGGGCGACAUCAACAGAGCUGAACACCAGAUGGUCCGCGGAGGAGGUACUCUAUGUCGCUGGGACAAGAAAGUGGCCACAGCCUACAGGAGCACCAUUUUAGACGUCGAACCCUGUCCUGAGGAAUCAUCUGAAGAGGAUGAAUAUCUUGAUGAAUACGAUGAAUACUAUGAAUAUGAUGAUUUCGAAUAAAAACGUUUUAUUCCUGCUCAAAACUAGUAAUUUUACGCUC